Diatraea saccharalis (sugarcane borer) is the source of this 1509-nucleotide messenger RNA. The record is from the annotation of a GenBank genome assembly. NCBI's taxonomy places the organism in Eukaryota, Metazoa, Arthropoda, Insecta, Lepidoptera, Crambidae.
AUGGUCUGCGCUUCAACUCCCGACGGAUGCAGUCGACGCAGUUUCAUGGACCAGUGCGACAUGUACGAGUUCAACUGCGAUUACGGCACUCCUACCAUCAUGACUACAUUCUCCCCUACCACCACUCCUUUAAUAAUAACUACUGGUUCAUUUUCCUCGACAACAACUAAAAGUAUUUAUUCUCAAACUACUACUGAGAUGACAACCUCUCCGACUACAACUACAAAUAUAACAGAAGACACUUAUAAUAUUUACGAAGAUGACCGUAUACCAAAUACUACUAAAAUUCAAACUUCUCCGAAUACUUAUUAUUCAAAAGUCAAUUCAACACUAAUAAACGAUACGUCCGACGCAAAUGAUACUUCUAUUAUGUGUUGUCAUAGACCCAAAACUUGGGAGACAACAAGUAAUACUGAUAGAGUUAUAAUAUAUAUUGAUGAAAGUAAUGCGCAUAUAUCUUCAAACCUAAUAGAGAGUUCUACUAUAGAAAUGAAUACCCCAGCAAAUAUAACUUACAGUAGGGCCACUGCAACUUAUAAUACUAAGAUAGAAAUACAGGAGACAACAAAAAACAUUGAUACUCUUACAAAUUACAUAGAUUCUAAUACUAUUUUAGAUUACGGGGUAGAUGAUGAAACGAAUAAAAGAAUAUCCACUGAUUAUAUAAAAACUUCACAAACAUUCGAUAAUAUUUCCCAUACAAUAAAUGCUACUACUACUGAAGAAAAUUUACCUUCGAUUACCGUUACCGAUCAUAUCACUUUUACUAAUUGUUGUGAUAGGUCGUCUAUAAUAACAAAAGAGACCCAAACAACUGACUCAAACACUUUGAUAACAAUACAAACAACGACAGAAAACGAAUCUAAAACUAUAGAUACUUCUAUAUGCUGUGAAAGACCAAAGACUUGGAAAACUACAGAGCAAUCUAAACUGCCACCCGUUACGUUUGAUAAUUCAACUUCAACAGUGAGUGAGACAUUAGAAACAACUUGUUUUCCAGAGCCAUGUAACUCCAAUGAAUUUAAUGAAUGUUGUCAAAGACCAAAAACGUGGGAAACUACAGAGGGAACAACACUGGCAGCUGUGACUUUCGAUCUAUCAACUUCCCACAAAACUCCGUAUUAUACAACAAAAUCAAAACAUAACGAAAUAACUGAUGAAAUGACUGCGACAUUUUAUAAUAGCAUUGAAGACUCUACAAUUAUACAUGAUGUUACUUCUAUUACUGAGUCUGUAACAAUUAGUACCACAGAACUUCCUACAACUACUUAUCCUACAACUACAGAAUAUAGCAGGGCCACUACAAUAGAGACUGCGACGUACUCUCCAGUCGAAGAGCUGACCACCGAUCCGUAUUCUCAUACUUCUAAGGAAGUAUUAACUCAAAAGAACACUAAGGGUAUUAGUCCAACAACUUGGUGGUAUCCCAAAUUCUGUAAAUCUGACAAUUGUAAACGACCCAUUACAUGGGAGACGACAGAACGCAGAACUCGUCGAAGGCGGUAUUAA